AUUUUUUGUAAAAAACCAUGUCAGACAGUUCUGACGACGAAUUAAAUAGUAGCGAUGAUCACGAGAAAACAUCAUGGAUAUUGUAUAAAGAUCGCGUUGAAUGGAACGACGUAACUCCUAUACCCCAGGAUGAUGGUCCUCAUCCUGUUGUAUCCAUUGCAUAUUCCGAAAAGUUUAAGGAUGCCUACGAUUAUUUCCGUGCCAUUUUAAAGUCGAAUGAAAAGUCAGAACGUGCGUUAGCUUUGACAGAAACUUGUAUAUGGCUUAAUCCAGCCAAUUAUACUGUAUGGCAAUACAGAAGAGAGAUACUUAAAACUUUGGCAAAAAACUUAUAUGAAGAAGUAAAAUAUACAGAUCGAAUGAUAAAGUAUAAUUCUAAAAAUUAUCAAGUUUGGCAUCAUAGAAAGGUCAUUGUAGAAUGGUUGCAAGAUCCCAGCGAAGAAUUAGCAUUUAUGGAAACUGUUUUAUGUAAAGACGCAAAGAAUUAUCACGCCUGGCAACAUCGUCAGUGGUGUAUACAAACUUUUAAUUUAUAUGAUAAGGAAUUGGAAUAUGUGGAACAAUUGUUAAAUGACGAUGUCCGUAAUAAUUCUGCUUGGAACCAACGCUAUUUUGUUAUAAGUAAUACAACAAAGUUUGAGCAAGAAGUGAUAGAUAGGGAAGUUGAUUUUACGCUGGAGAAAAUUGAGUUGGAAAAAGGAAAUGAGAGUGCUUGGAAUUACUUAAGAGGGUAUUUUUAUUUCUGA
Trachymyrmex septentrionalis is the source of this 746-nucleotide messenger RNA. It is a transcript of the gene Fnta, whose product is annotated as protein farnesyltransferase/geranylgeranyltransferase type-1 subunit alpha. Gene Ontology annotation, biological process: protein geranylgeranylation; protein farnesylation. The transcript has 4 exons. Gene Ontology annotation, molecular function: CAAX-protein geranylgeranyltransferase activity; protein farnesyltransferase activity. Lineage: Eukaryota; Metazoa; Arthropoda; Insecta; Hymenoptera; Formicidae. Gene Ontology annotation, cellular component: CAAX-protein geranylgeranyltransferase complex; cytoplasm; protein farnesyltransferase complex. The record is from RefSeq and is a predicted model, not a curated record. The coding region runs from base 18 to 746 and encodes 242 amino acids.